Molecule: messenger RNA, 1032 nt
Organism: Verticillium nonalfalfae
Lineage: Eukaryota; Fungi; Ascomycota; Sordariomycetes; Glomerellales; Plectosphaerellaceae
Exons: 4
Coding region: 1-1032 (343 amino acids)
Source: RefSeq, a predicted model, not a curated record
AUGGCCCAAGAAUUGACCAUCGAGAACUGGGACCCUCUCGAGGGAACGCCCGAUUUGACGGGCAAAGUCGCAUUCAUCACCGGCGGAAACUGCGGCCUAGGCCUCAUGACCGUCAAGUUCCUCGCGCUGCGCGGCGCAAAAGUCUAUCUCGGGACCCGUGACAAGGGCCGCACGCAGACCGCCAUGUCCGCAUUGCUGGCGCAGAAUGGCGCCAUCAAGGCGGCGCAGCUGCACCAGGUCCAUCUCGACUUGGCCGACGUCACGACCGCAGUCCGCGCCGCAGACGCCUUCAAGAAGCAGGAGUCUAGGCUCGACAUUCUGAUUCACAUGGCCGCGGCGACGGGCAACCCACGCCGUACGAAGGACGCAUGGGAGUCGCACAUUGCCGGCGAUUUCGCAUUCCACUUCCUCUUGACGAACCAGCUCCUGCCCCUCCUCAAAGCCACGGCCCGUCUACCGGGGGCAGACGUCCGCAUCGUCGGCCUCACCUCCGGCGCCGCAUCCAGCUUCCUGCCCGCGGGCUACAAGCCGAACUUCACGUCCCGCGACGUCCUCGCCAACCCGGCCCCGUACUACCCCUGGGCCUGGCGCUGGCUCACGAGCAGGGUCUUCGUCCUCGACAUGAUCCUCUACUCCAUCGGCAAGAUUGCCGGCACGGGCUUCAUCCGGGCACUGCAGCGUCGGCUCGACGAGGAAGGGGUCCCGGUGCUCUGCACAUCGAUCCAUCCUGGCGAGGUGCGCACCGAUAAGACGGUUGGGUCGAUGGUGCCGUGGCUUGCGUCGCUUGUGGACGGCAACUUCUUGUCGUUGGAGGAGGGGUCUGGGCACACUAUUUUCGCGGCAGCGGCGCCGCAGUUGAGAGAGGAGGAGGCAAAGUACAAGGGGCAGUAUCUUAUGCCGCUUGGCAAGGUUGCGAAGCUGCAUCCACUUGUUGAGAAUGAUGAGCAGAUUCAGGGGCUGUGGCAGAACUCUGAGGCGGCUAUCAACAAGGUAUUGGCGGAGCAGGGAUUGCAGGAGAUGUUGCCUUGGUAG